Molecule: messenger RNA, 627 nt
Organism: Colletotrichum karsti
Lineage: Eukaryota; Fungi; Ascomycota; Sordariomycetes; Glomerellales; Glomerellaceae
Exons: 3
Coding region: 1-627 (208 amino acids)
Source: RefSeq, a predicted model, not a curated record
AUGCUCUUCAUGAUGUUCUUCGCCGUCCUCGGCCAACCCCUCCUCGGCGCGGCCGCCUCCGCGCCACCGCUCCCAGACUUCGGGAAAGCAAAACUCCUCCCCACGCCGCCCUUCGCCGAAUGGCCCGAUGCGCCGUCGACCAUAACCACCGUCGCGACAAGAACGACGCCCAUCCCGUCGCCCGUGACGACGCACACGUACAGUGCCUGCGGGGGCCUCGUGGCGACACCUCGGCCGUGCGCCUCGGGCUUCGUGUUGUAUAUCAAAAACUACGCCCAGUGCGGCCAUGUCUUUCACAUGAAGAGCGACAGUGACAAAGCUACACACGUCGACGAGCACAUGCAGCCGUGCGAAAAAGUCCAGUGGAUCACCAUCGACAUCGACGACUUCUGCGACGACGAUUGUCCCUACAGACUGCGCUGCAAGCGGUGGCGGUGCUGCGCGUGCAAGGUCCCGAAUAAGGACCGUUAUAUGUGCGCCAUGCCUAGCUGCACACAUAUCAUCUGCGAUGAUUGCCGGCCUCUUCCGAAGCCUGCGCUGAGUAAUAAGCCGCUGCUACCGCCGCCUCCUGUGCCGCUUUACGAUGCUUCGGUGGGAGACUGGGUGAGGUUGCCGCGUGAGGCGUGA